This is a messenger RNA of Nicotiana tabacum (common tobacco), 3279 nucleotides long. RefSeq names its product chaperone protein ClpB1. Gene Ontology annotation, cellular component: cytoplasm. The record is from RefSeq and is a predicted model, not a curated record. Gene Ontology annotation, biological process: cellular response to heat. Gene Ontology annotation, molecular function: ATP binding; ATP hydrolysis activity. NCBI's taxonomy places the organism in Eukaryota, Viridiplantae, Streptophyta, Magnoliopsida, Solanales, Solanaceae.
UUCGUUAACAUAAGCACCGUCUCCUCCCCCUUCUCUGCGCAUUUGAACAAACACUUGAAACUGUACUGUAUUUCACCCAACAGAUCUUAAGGAAUUGUCUUUCUGCUCUCGGAAAUUCUAUUUCUUGUUUAAGUUAGUUGAAACACACAUAAUUAGUCAUGAAUCCUGAAAAAUUUACCCACAAGACCAGUGAGGCACUUGCUGAGGCACAUGAACUAGCUAUAUCAGCAGGGCAUGCUCAAUUUACACCCUUACAUAUGGCAGUGGCUUUAAUAUCCGAUCACAACGGUAUUUUCCGGCAAGCAAUUGUGAAUGCUGCUGGUAGUGAAGAAACAGCUAAUUCAGUUGAAAGGGUAUUCAAACAAGCCAUGAAGAAAAUCCCUUCUCAAACACCAGCACCUGAUGAAAUCCCACCUAGCACUUCACUGAUUAAGGUGCUCCGACGAGCACAAUCACUGCAGAAGUCUCGUGGCGACACCCAUUUGGCAGUUGAUCAGUUGAUAUUAGGCCUUCUAGAAGAUUCCCAAAUUGGUGAUCUUUUAAAAGAAGCUGGGGUUAGUACAGCAAGAGUGAAAUCAGAAGUAGAGAAACUUAGGGGAAAAGAGGGUAAAAAGGUAGAAAGUGCUUCAGGGGACACCAAUUUCCAAGCACUUAAGACUUAUGGUCGUGAUCUUGUUGAACAAGCAGGAAAACUUGAUCCUGUGAUUGGUAGGGAUGAAGAAAUUCGAAGAGUAAUUCGGAUUUUAUCGAGGAGGACAAAGAAUAAUCCGGUGCUUAUUGGUGAGCCUGGUGUUGGUAAAACAGCAGUAGUUGAAGGGCUAGCACAAAGGAUUGUUCGAGGAGAUGUCCCGAGUAAUUUGGCUGAUGUUAGACUUAUAGCAUUGGACAUGGGAGCAUUAAUUGCUGGAGCAAAAUAUAGAGGUGAAUUUGAAGAGAGGUUGAAGGCAGUGUUAAAGGAAGUGGAAGAAGCAGAAGGGAAAGUGAUCCUUUUUAUUGAUGAGAUUCACUUGGUUUUAGGUGCUGGUAGGACUGAAGGAUCUAUGGAUGCUGCCAAUUUGUUUAAGCCAAUGCUUGCUAGGGGCCAAUUAAGGUGCAUUGGUGCAACAACUCUCGAGGAGUACAGGAAGUAUGUGGAAAAGGAUGCUGCGUUUGAAAGGCGUUUCCAGCAGGUAUACGUGGCUGAGCCUAGUGUUCCUGAUACUAUUAGUAUCCUUCGUGGGUUGAAGGAGAAGUAUGAAGGGCAUCAUGGUGUCAAAAUUCAAGAUAGAGCUCUUGUGGUUGCAGCCCAGCUUUCGGCUCGGUACAUUACAGGUCGUCAUUUGCCAGAUAAGGCUAUUGACCUAGUUGAUGAGGCUUGUGCAAAUGUAAGAGUUCAACUUGAUAGUCAACCUGAAGAAAUUGAUAAUCUUGAAAGAAAGAGGAUUCAGCUAGAAGUUGAACUUCAUGCACUUGAGAAGGAAAAGGACAAGGCUAGCAAAGCUAGACUCAUUGAAGUGAGAAAAGAACUUGAUGAUUUGAGGGACAAACUUCAGCCUUUGACGAUGAGGUAUAAGAAAGAGAAGGAAAGAGUUGACGAACUUCGCAGGCUCAAACAAAAGCGCGAUGAACUCACGUAUGCUUUACAAGAAGCUGAAAGGAGAUAUGAUCUUGCUAGAGCAGCAGAUCUUAGGUAUGGGGCUAUCCAAGAAGUGGAAGCUGCUAUAGCAAAUCUUGAGAGUAGCACAGACGAGAGUACAAUGUUAACUGAGACUGUUGGACCUGAUCAAAUCGCGGAAGUAGUCAGUCGCUGGACUGGUAUUCCUGUCUCAAGGCUUGGUCAGAAUGAGAAAGAGAAAUUGAUUGGUCUUGCUAAUAGAUUGCACCAAAGAGUGGUUGGGCAGGAUGACGCAGUUAGAGCUGUUGCUGAGGCUGUACUAAGGUCUAGGGCUGGGUUGGGAAGGCCACAACAACCAACUGGUUCAUUCCUUUUCUUGGGACCAACUGGUGUUGGAAAAACUGAACUUGCUAAGGCUCUCGCUGAGCAGCUCUUUGAUGAUGACAAGUUGAUGGUCAGAAUUGACAUGUCCGAAUACAUGGAACAGCAUUCUGUUGCCCGGUUGAUUGGUGCUCCACCAGGUUAUGUUGGACAUGAGGAGGGAGGACAACUCACUGAAGCUGUGAGGAGGCGCCCUUACAGUGUAGUGCUUUUUGACGAAGUGGAAAAAGCUCAUCCUACUGUGUUCAAUACCUUGCUUCAAGUGCUGGACGAUGGACGAUUAACAGAUGGUCAGGGUCGUACAGUUGAUUUUACUAAUACAGUCAUUAUUAUGACCUCAAAUCUUGGAGCAGAGUAUCUCUUGUCAGGAUUAAUGGGCAAGUGCACCAUGGAGAAGGCUCGCGAUUUGGUCAUGCAGGAGGUGAGAAAGCACUUUAAGCCUGAGUUAUUGAAUCGGCUAGAUGAGAUUGUAGUGUUUGAUCCUUUAUCGCACGAGCAGUUGAGGCAAGUAUGCCGUCACCAACUGAAAGAUGUAGCAAGCCGUUUAGCUGAGAGGGGUAUUGCCUUGGGCGUUACUGAGGCCGCGUUAGAUGUCAUACUUGCUCAGAGUUAUGACCCUGUUUAUGGUGCAAGACCUAUUAGAAGGUGGUUGGAGAAAAGAGUGGUAACUGAGUUAUCCAAGAUGCUCGUGAAAGAGGAGAUCGAUGAGAAUUCAACCGUCUACAUCGAUGCUGCAUUCGAUGGGAAAGAUCUAAGCUACCGAGUGGAGAAAAAUGGAGGGCUUGUCAAUGCUGCCACUGGGAAAAAAUCUGAUAUAUUGAUUCAGCUCCCUAAUGGACCGAGGAGUGAUGCUGCUCAAGCAGUGAAAAAGAUGAGGAUUGAAGAAAUAGUGGACGAUGAUGAAAUGGAAGACUGCUGAGGCCGUAAAAUCACUGGGGUAAAAUGAAGAGAAGAAUACUUCACUUAACUCUUUGUGAUGGAGUCCAAUAACAUUCUCAGGAGGUGAAUGUAUAUGAUCACAGAUUUUUGUUGAAUGUACAGUGGUGUUUUAUGAAUUGAAUGUCUAAAUGGGGAUGCAUUCCCUAAGUUUCUGAAAAACUUAUCCUUUUCUCUUCUGUUUUUCUUUGUCCACGUUUUGAGUUUGGAGCGGUGUCGUUUAAGUAACUGUGGAGUGAAGUGUUAAUGUCAAAAGUUGAAGAGGGCUUGUGUUGAAAAUGUUGGAGUGAUGUAAAGGUGAAUUCACGAUUCAGUGUCAAUGAGUCCAAUUUUAUGGUAUAUACAUAUUCUAAGUAGUUUGUUUGGCA